UGCCAUACGGCUGACAACUACUUCAGCCCGGUACUGGUUGUCAUGUGUGAUCUGCUGGACAUGCCGCCUGAAGUGGCCGGUGUGACUUUCCUGGCCUUUGGAAACGGGGCUCCCGAUGUCUUCUCAGCCUUCGUCGCCCUGACGUCAAGCACGGAUAGAGAAGACGGCCUAUUGGUCGGUAUGGGUUCGCUGCUAGGAUCAACCAUUUCGACGGUGACCCUCAUCGUUGGCAGCGUGGUGUACAUCAAGCCAACCGGCGUUCCCCCAGUACCUUUCACGCGGGACGUGGUGUUCCUGGUGUUGGCGCUGGUGCUCGUCGUCAUCUCGGACUGCUUCGGCGAAGUACCGCUGUGGCUGGCUGCUUGCUACCUCGCCUUGUACGGAGUGUACGUAACGAUGGUGCUUAAGGGGCGGAAGGAGGAGGAAUCAUCAAGAGGGAAUGUUAACCCGAGGCAGGACGGGAUGGGGGGUGGUGCCAGGGAAGACGACUAUGCCGUAGAUGCGCGAUGGAUAGGGGUUGGGUCUUGGCCCCUGACAAGCGCGGAGAAGGAGCGUGCGCCCAGGAGACCGAAUCCAUCCGACCCGGAUUUCCACUACAGCAAGGAGGGAGGGAAUGGCGCUGCAGGCUGCACCGUGAGCGGGGACGACGGCGGUGGGCAUGGUAGCAUACCCAAUGGCCGCAAAACUCCCCCCAAUGGCGUCAAUGGAGAGCGUGGCUCAAGCGGCCACGGCAGCACUCGGUGGGGGCACUCGUUCGACUCGACGGAGAAAGGGCUGGGGGGACGCACCGCCGCUGUGCGCGACGACUUUUCGGCCAGAGGGAACAGCGUUAAGCACGACUACUUCGGCGGGGAGGGCGUGGGGGGAGAGGGGCGAUCGCUUUUGGGCGGGGGCGACGGAGUGGGGUCGGGUGGUGAGAGUUGGGGGCUUGACGGAGAAGCGAAGGAAAACGUUUUCGCGAUGGUUCCCGGCAGCACGGCGUCGAUGUUUUCAGAGGAGGACGACUCCGCGGCUAGCUGGCUGGCCCAGCGUCAGCGGCAGGGACGCAGCACUCCCUGGCGCAUCGCCUCCUCCGAGUACGGGUCGAGCGAAGAAAUGAGCAUUCCCCUCUUGCAGGAUAGGAGUUGGCAGGACGGUCCGCGGAAAGGCGGCGAUCGUGGGAGUGGUUCUGGGGGCUAUCUUGUACUCGUGGUUCUCGACCACCGAUCCCUGUCUCCUUGUAUCCCUCUCUCCCCUGCUCCUCUGGACGUGCUGUUUUAUGACGGCAGAUUUGAGCACACCUGGGCCACAAUUCAGUGGAAGCAGUGGAGGCUGCGACGGCGUGUUCGGCGUGGGCUGGACAACAGCUACGUCGCCAAGCUGCCCUGGUACCGCCGGGUGUUUUGGGCCUUGGAGUUGCCGUUCAUCCUGGUUAGGAACGCUACGGUACCUCCGGUAGAGGCGGACUCGUGGUCACAAGCACAAGCGGCGAUAAGCACGGCGCUGGCGCCGACCCUGGUUGCGUGGGCUUUCGGCGUGUGGGGGACCGACAUUUUGUGGGGUUUGACGUGCGGCUGGGCGGCCUUGCUGGGGGGGGUGCCCGCAGGGGUGGGGGUGUGGCUGACGACUCAUAAACGGAGGAUGCCUGAGGAGAGAUGGUACCGGCUCUCGCUGGCCCUCUUGUCGUUCCUGUCGUGCGUGGCCUGGAUCUACUACUUCGCGGACCUGGCCGUGAUAUUGAUUGACGAAAUCGGUACUACCACGGGCAUACCGGGGAGCAUCCUUGGGUUGACGCUUCUCGCCUGGGGGAACUCAACGGGGGAUCUGGUGACGAACCUGGCCGUAGCAAAAGCCGGGUUUCCGGGUAUGGCUAUCGCUGGCUCCUACGGCGGUCCGCUCUUCAACGUCCUCCUGGGCGUUGGCAUCCCCAUGUUUUACAGCUCAGCGAGGUACUACCCGGACUCUGCGGUGUUCGAGCUAGACUCUUCCACCCUCUUCACGGUGGUGAUGGUCAUCUUCGUCCUGCUGGGCACGCUCCCCGUGGUUGCGCGGUCCGGCUACCACUUUCCCGCGAAGGCCCCCGUUGCCCUGCUCGGUGCGUACGCUGUGUACAUGAUCGGCGCGGUGUGGUUGACUCUGACCUUCAAAGCAAAUUGACGUAUAGGGGACGUUCCAAAGUGGUGAAGAGCAAGUUCGCUGGAGCCUGCAAGGGGUGAUGGUGUACGAUGUACGCGCAACGCUUAAGAGCUUUCGUAUGAGCGCAGAUUUCUGCGCGCUCUUGAAAGGGGGGUGUAGGGCAGCUGAGGCAUCGCUUCCGCAGGUUGCACAGCGGCACCUAUACCUACAGUCCUCUGAGUGACUGGAUGGGCGAGGCGGCGGAGAGUAUUCCGCGUGGCCUAUGAGCUUUCCCGAAAAUGACUCCCGUGUAUGUGACUUCCGCAACGGUCCUUCUAUUAUGAGUGUGUUGUUUCAUGGCGGGGAAAGGAAACCAAGGGUUCGUCAGCUUGCGAGCUCGGCCUGUGGGUCGGACGGAAGGGGUCAAGAGCAGGCCUUAUCAGAUGGUGUGCUUUUUUCGCGGGAGAUACGCGUCUUACGUGGGCAACAUGUCGGACGGGGGACACACAGAGGUCUAGCAGACCGCCGUUCCAUUGUCCGGCACAGCUACUCUUGUUGCUAAACUCGAGAGACUCGAGAGAGGGAGAGGUCGAGAGACUCGAGAGGGGUCGAGAGAGGUCUCGAGAGAGGGAGCCGGGUAUUCGUAGGCUUGCUUGUAGAGAGGGCGUUACGUCACGACCUCGAUAUGCUGUAUUCCAGCUACACGCGCCUCUUGAACGGGUAAAAACCCAGCCAGUCAGCCAAUUCAUGGUGGCCGAUUGGUCCGCACUCGCUUGUGCUUGUUGCAUGAGUAACUUUUGUCCAGUGGAGCUCGAUGUGUCCAGUCGAAGAGGCACCAAAAGGGGUUAUGACUGCUUCAACAAAUCUGUGUUGUGCACGUCAGUUGUGUUUUUGCUUGCAGACUACUACUGUAGGUUAAGUUGACAAGGUGUAGAGAUAACCAGUCGAUUUACAUGCGUCUACACGGGACGAAGGAGCCUUUGUUACAGGGGGGUGCAUUGACCACGCUCAGGAUUAAGCGCAGCGAAAUGCGUGUUGAAGACGACUCUCCGUGGGGAGGAGAUGAAAAGGGUGUCAGUUGAGUUAUGGCAGGACGUGGAGCAUGAUACAGCAGUGCCUGUUGGAUGAACUGUUCCGGCGUAGAGUGGGGGCGGGAGUCUGACCUUCGAGGACAUGGCGAAGUGGCAGACAGGAUAGGGCCUGCCUAUUCAAGUUUCUUGCUUGUUUUGUGCAGGAACAGGCAUAACUCUGUGAACCUCAGAUGCUUAUGUUAGUAGGGGUGGAAGAAUGGCGUAGCAGGUGCGAACCCAGUGGUGGAUGCACCCAGCGGACAGGCACGAUAGGGACGAUAGAAGCAAAGCGAGAAUAUGUCGUGAGUGGUGACGUUUGAUUUUGUUGGCGAGCGGAAGCGAUGGGCUUUCUUUGUGCAUCGAUCCCUUCAUAUUUUUUUGUCAGGGAUGCCAUCGGCUAUGUCGCGUGAAUGCUGUUGUAGUUUGCUUACGUUAAUGAGUCGGUCUUCUCUCUAGAUUUUGGGUUUUAAUCUCUCUGGAGCGAACAGAUAGGCAUUUUCGGAGUGAAAAAUGGAGGGUUGUAGUCGUGGAUAAGCACGAUGAGUGUUGUGAGGAAAGUAGCUGCUGAGCGCUUCUCCGUUCAUAGUGGAUCAGAAAAAAAGCACCGCAGGGAGGGGAAAAAAUGCUUCGAAAUACUACUGUAGUUACUGCAAGUGUGUACCUUCCUCUUGCCCCCACUGGCACGCAGUUAUAUUCCGAAAGAUGUACCAGAAUCUGGCGCCCAUGAUCGAUGGGAACACGCACAACGAACACCUUUGUCAUGUUUAGCGCAUUUGUGUUACAUGCAAUGUUUCUGGAUCCUUUCGAUUAUCUUUGACCUUUCAUAUAAGUGCUACAAGUGGUGGUAGUUGGAUUGUCAUCGUGGAAGGCGUCCGCGUUGGGAACCAGUAAAUGUACUGCACAGAGUGUUGGAGCGAUGUUUUAUGUGAAGACGACAACAGUCAGUUGCCCUCUUUUUUUCUUUUUUUGGUCUUCACUUCAAAUCAGCGCUCACGGCACUGGUGCCGUUUACUCCAACCCGUGGUCACACAGAAGAGCCCCUCUCUACCCUCCCCUCCUGCGGUACUUUGCCUUCGAUUUUUAAUGCGAGAAGAGUUCAGCACUCUCUUCCCUCUGUGUACACACGAACUGGCGCUAUCCACUAGGCCAGGAGCGGAAGCGAGAGAAAAACUCGCUUUGCAAGAAAAGCUCGCUUACGCCAGGAUUCAAACCCCUGACCUGACCUCUAGAAGGU
This is a messenger RNA of Ectocarpus sp. CCAP 1310/34, 4398 nucleotides long. NCBI's taxonomy places the organism in Eukaryota, Phaeophyceae, Ectocarpales, Ectocarpaceae. The record is from the annotation of a GenBank genome assembly.